GGGCGGGGCCUGGGGGGUGGAAGGCAGGUGGUCCCCGGGCUCUCGCGGCCUGGGCUCCGGGAUCCGGGAGGAGGACCCGCCGGCUCGGCCCCAGCGAUGCGCGCAGGAAGAUAAGGCGCCCCCCGCGCGGUCGCGAACGGGGCCGGAUUCCUAGGGAAGGCUCCCCCGGGGGAAUGUAGGACUCGCUGCAGGGCUGGGGGUGUUGGGAUCCCGGGCGUUCGCCGGGUCUAACCACAGAGCCCGGAGAGCUACCGUAUCGUAUCAGAGCCCCCACCCCGUCCUCUCUGCCAUCAUGAUUUUCCAUGGCAGCAGCACUAGCAGCCGCCUGAGGGUGAAAAUGUGGGUGAUGGGGAGGCUGGUCGUGACUCCGCUGUUUUUUCUCACGGCUCCUUUGGGCAACAGCUGUCCGCCCCCAGUAUACACUGUAGUUGAUUGCAGGGAAACCCUGUACCUCUCCCCUUCUGUCUCUACCGAUUUUGCACUUUUCUCUUUGCUCACCACCAAGUGUAAUCAAUAACAAGCACUGACGAUACAUAGCAAUAGUGAAAUCUGAAAUAACUUAAGAGUUAAUUAGGUACUACAGCCAUGGAUCUGGCUGGGUAAAAUCCAAUUGGAUAUUUCAGUUUCAUUCACCUACCCUGUUUUCGUGUUUUUUGGGGGGGUUGGGGUUUUUUUUUUUUUUUUUUUUUUUUUAUCUUCUUCUUCUUCUUCUUUUUCCCUUUUUCUUUGUAAUUCUUUUUAUUUGGGUAUUUGGAAAGCAGGGAUCAUCACACUUCCCACCCCCCCUCCUUCCUUUUCAUAAUCCCUUCUCUAAAGAGGGGGCAAAAUCCGGAUGGAUCUUAAGGAUUGGACUGGUGUCAGCUGUGUUUUAUUGCACACCUAAAUCCUGAUAAUAGGCUAUUCAUUUCCCCCAAAAGCCUUUACUUUGGCAUUUAAGCCAAAUGUGUUUUCUAAAAAGUUAGUUCCAAGUAUUUUCUCCUCUUUCUUUCCUUUCUCCCCUUCCUUUUUCCCAUAACCCCAGACGUUAUUGUCCAAACAUGACUGGACACCAGCUUUUGUUUCUUGACCCUGUAAUAUGACAGUCUGCUAAUAUUGCCAGAAGGUGCAGUUUUUGGGCUAUGGUCGUGAUUUUAGCUAUUCAAUCCUAUUAGCAGGAAAAAAAAUGACUUGUUUCUGUUGUACUUGAGUCUUAAGAAAAAGUGCCCAUAGUUUAGUGACAAUUUCCAAAGGCUUUAGUACCACCUGUAUUUCAAAAUGGGGGACCCAAACUCCCGGAAGAAACAAGCUCUGAACAGACUACGUGCUCAGCUUAGAAAGAAAAAAGAAUCUCUAGCUGACCAGUUUGACUUCAAGAUGUAUAUUGCCUUUGUAUUCAAGGAGAAGAAGAAAAAGUCAGCACUUUUUGAAGUGUCUGAGGUUAUACCAGUUAUGACAAAUAAUUAUGAAGAAAAUAUCCUGAAAGGUGUGCGAGACUCCAGCUAUUCCUUGGAAAGUUCCAUAGAGCUUUUACAGAAGGAUGUGGUACAGCUCCAUGCUCCUCGAUACCAGUCUAUGAGAAGGGAUGUAAUUGGCUGUACUCAGGAGAUGGAUUUCAUUCUUUGGCCUCGGAAUGAUAUUGAAAAAAUUGUCUGUCUCCUGUUUUCUAGGUGGAAGGAAUCUGAUGAGCCUUUUAGGCCUGUUCAGGCCAAAUUUGAGUUUCAUCACGGUGACUAUGAAAAACAGUUUCUGCAUGUACUGAGCCGCAAGGACAAGACUGGAAUUGUUGUCAACAAUCCUAACCAGUCAGUGUUUCUCUUCAUUGACAGACAGCACUUGCAGACUCCAAAAAACAAAGCUACAAUCUUCAAGUUAUGCAGCAUCUGCCUCUACCUGCCACAGGAACAGCUUACCCACUGGGCAGUUGGCACCAUAGAGGAUCACCUCCAUCCCUACAUGCCAGAAUAGAGUGCUGACCAGCAAAAUGGACAAGAUCACAGAGUGCAGCAGCAGUUUUUUGUUUUCUUGUUUUCUUAUACUUUAUUCUUUCAGAAUUUAAAGCAAAUGGACUCAUGCACAGAACACUAUGCAUUUUGAAACUUGUUCAUCCUGGAUUUUUUUUUUUUUUCCUUUUUGGUUAUUUGUGUCUCAGAACUUAAAAAAAAAUUAGGUGUGUCUUCUGCACGGACUAUGUGAAAGAAGAUGCUUUGCAUAUUUGCUGCACUGCAUCAGCAUCUUACUAAAAAUGUGAAAUGAAAGGACUAUUGUACACUGAAAUGCUUAAAUGUAUCUGAAAGCACAAGGUGAUACUCAUUUUUGAUGGUCUUUCCAUUUGUGCUGGUUUUUGCCUCUUGACAUCUGUCAUCAGUAUUUAGAGGGUGAGAAGUGAAUGUAAAAGAUAUAAAUAACAUUUAAAAAAAAAACUUAAUAGCUUUGCUGUAAUCACCGUUGUUCCAGAGCACUGUCAGAUUCAUUCUAAUGACCAGAAGUGGUUGUUCAAAAAAAAAAAAAAAAAAAAAAGAUACACAACCACUGGAAAGAAUUCUUAAAUGAAAGGAAAAAAAAAAGCAUCUCAUUGUAGGCAUUCUUGCCUCAUGUUUUACUGGGCCAUGUUUGUUUCCUGGUACUCAUAAAUGUAUUUUAUUUCCAGAUCUCUUUCCCUAAGUUGCUGUUAGGAGAGUAUUCUGCUGAAUGUGGAUACAGUUUAUACACAUUAAAACAGACCUGGAGUCUGAGGUAGCUAAAGCAGCUAUAAAACUGAGAAAUUCAUAGCUGCAGAAACCAUGAUAGAUGAAGGAUUUUUCUUUUUGGUUUUAAAGAGAUUUUUAUUACAAAGAAAACCCAGUGAAAUUGUGCAGAAAAUACUGGUUUCUACCCUAUCCUAAAGGAAAACUUGAGGGUUUUUUGGAGUAGAAAAAAGUUACUAAAGUUGGGAUCUUUAAAUUGUUUAAAAACCAUUCACUGUCAAAGCUCUAAAAGCAGAACUCACUUGUGCAAUGAACAUAAGGAAAGACUACUGUAUAGUUUUUUGGGUUUUUGUUUUUGUUUUUUUUUUUCUUUUUAAUGAAGAAAAGCUUUGCUUAAGGGUUGCAUACUUUUAUGGAGUAAAUCUGAAUGAUCCUACUCCUUUGGAGUAAAACUUAGUGCUUACUGGUUUCCAAUUGUAUUUAGCUUCUGGUUGGAAUUUGAAAAAAUGAAAACCUAAAUAAAAUAGGUGAAAGUUCCCUGACUAUUCAGGUGAAUACACAAAA
Canis lupus familiaris (dog) is the source of this 3227-nucleotide messenger RNA. RefSeq names its product chromosome 35 C6orf62 homolog (gene C35H6orf62). The coding region runs from base 1255 to 1944 and encodes 229 amino acids. The transcript has 5 exons. Lineage: Eukaryota; Metazoa; Chordata; Mammalia; Carnivora; Canidae. The record is from RefSeq and is a predicted model, not a curated record.